Molecule: messenger RNA, 1284 nt
Organism: Contarinia nasturtii (swede midge)
Lineage: Eukaryota; Metazoa; Arthropoda; Insecta; Diptera; Cecidomyiidae
Product: exosome complex component RRP43-like
Exons: 5
Coding region: 418-1278 (286 amino acids)
Biological process (GO): U4 snRNA 3'-end processing; nuclear polyadenylation-dependent mRNA catabolic process; nuclear polyadenylation-dependent rRNA catabolic process
Cellular component (GO): cytoplasmic exosome (RNase complex); nuclear exosome (RNase complex)
Source: RefSeq, a predicted model, not a curated record
AAAACAUUUUUUUGAAAGACGAACCAUUUUCAACAUUUUAUUUUUAUUGCCCUUUUUUAUACAUACGAAAUUAAAAACAUGUCAAAAUAAAGAGGGACGCUGAGAAAUAGAAAAAGAAGGGAUUGGCAGAAAAAAAAUCUUUUUAAAUGUUGCCAUGAAACCAUUUUUAAAUGUAAUUUUUUUCGAAAUCAUCUUCCUCCUUCAACGUAUUUUAUGAAAAUUCAAAUUUCAGUUUCUCUUACAUAUAUUGUCACUGUCACAAACAAAUACAGAUACAGGAAAUACAAGCGUGCUCAUGAAUAUCAAAUGACAUUGACUCAUACAUAUCUUCAAUGCUAAAAAUUCACGUUUGACUUUAAUAUAAUUGUUAAAAUCUGUCUUUAACAUUUUCUUGGGCCUGAAUAAAAAAAAAGUGAAAUGGAAGAACAGUACAAAAUAAUUCAUCCUAUUAAAUAUUAUCGUAAUUACAUCGCACAUGAUAUUCGGCCAGAUGGCAGAGAGUUUGAGGCAUUUCGACCGAUCCGAAUAAAUGUCAAGUCAAUUGGAACGGCCGAUGGAUCAGCCAUUGUUAAACUAGGCAACACAACCGUAAUCUGUGGUAUUAAAGCGGAAUUAUCCGCACCAACUGUUGAGGAGCCGGAAAAGGGUUAUCUCAUUCCAAAUAUUGAUUUAACACCACUUUGUUCACCAAAGUAUCGUUCAAACAAUACAAAUGAUGAUGCACAAGUUUUAACAUGCAACUUAAAUAAUUUAAUCAAAGAAGCCAAUUGGAUUGAUUUGAAAAACCUAUGUAUAGCCAAGGAACGACUCGUUUGGACUCUAUACUGUGAUAUCACAUGUGUUGAUUACGAUGGCAGUAUUUUAGACGCAUCGGUAGUUGCAAUUUGUGCUGCACUAAGAAGUCUUACAUUGCCAAAAGUACAGUAUGAUGAUGAAACCAACAACUAUACAGUCCACAAAAUUGACCGAUCACCAUUGAAACUGUCGGAAGUUUGUCCAGUUUGUACAACGGCCAUGAUAUUUGAUGAAAAAACAGUUUUUGCUGAUCCAGAUGCCGAAGAAGAAGAGUUGGCAACAUCACUAAUCACAAUUGUAACGUGCAAUGGUGAAAUGUGUUUGGUAUUAAAGCCAGAUGGAGUGUCAAUAAGUGAUCGGCAAUUCGAGGCUUGCCUCAAACUGGCAUUAAAUCGAGAAAAAUCGAUUUGUAAAUUGAUUUCAUCGAUUGUAGAAGAAAAUUUAAAAAAAAAAAACAAUUUUUGUUUUAAAUAUAUAUAUUAACGAAAU